AGAGUUGGUACUGCAGGCGGAAACGCUGCACCUGUUGAUGUGUUGCCUCCUCUUUUCUGUGUGACUUCACCUCUUCGUAACCUGCUACACUCGACACCAGAAACACCUGGGAAGCUUCUGGAGAGUCGCAGAGGAACUAUUAUCUGUUGUAAGGCGGAAAUUUAGGACUUAAUGGAUAAGUUAAAGAAGGUGCUGAGCGGAGAGGAUGACGGAAACUCGGACACACCCGGAAUAUUGGUGGUAACGGCUGCUAGCAUCUGCCUGUUAUUGUUGUUGUUAGCAUGUUAGCUUCAGCCAGCUGCUCUUUAGCGGGUAAAUUAACUAUUAGAGCUCUCUGCGGUGACUUUAACUCCACUUUACUUAUCAAAUACUGUAAUACGAGACCUGUCAGAAGAUAUACAAGUACAACAAGUCCAAGUUUAAAAUGAUUUGUCUCUGGAUUUAACUUGGAGUAACAUUAUCCUGUUAAAACAUCUCUUAAAAGUUUGUAAAGUCAGUCAAAUAAAAAAUAGAAUGAAAUAUGAAUUUACCCCUGUCACUGCAUUUUACCUAUUUAUUACAGUUAUGGUCGUUACAAACUGAAUAUACUUAAAUUUAUAUAUAUUUGUGUGUAUACAGUUAUCAUUAUUAUGAUUAUUAAAAUAGUCUCUGAUUAAUUAUGUAUGUUUUUGUCGUUACAAACUGAAUGUACUUAAAUCAUUAUAUAUAGAUACAGUUAUUAUUACUGAGUAUUAUUAUUAUUAAUAAUAUUAUAAACUAAUCUCAGGUUGAUGUAUGGAUUAUUCACAUUACUAUGAUGUAAUUUCUGCAGAGAGCCAAUCAGGCCUCCACUCUUUCAUGGGGGGCGAGGGUGCGAGGCUUCAUCAUCUGCUUCGUUUUGGGUGUUUUCUGCUCCAUCCUGGUAAGUCAGUGUGUAACAACACCUUCUGUUUCUAUGGAAACAGUCAAUCUGUCGUCUCUCUGUCAAGUCUGUUUUUUCCAACUUCACUGUAUGCUUGUAAACUGAGUUAUAUCCACUUAUCCUCUUUUCCUGCUACCUUUCUUCUGUUUCCACGGCAACAGCCUGUUAACCUGUCCUCUCAGCCUGUAUCUAUGGUAACUGCUGGCCAGUGUCUUUCCUCUCCUUUGUUUCCUUGGCAACAGCCUCUCGCUCAGCCUGGUACAGUCUCUCUGUCUCCAAGGUUACUCUUUAUCCUUCUUUUUACUUCGGUUUCCAUGGUUACAAAUUGUGUCGUCUCCCUGUCUGUCUUCAUGGUUAAACCACCUGUUUGUCUCUCUGCAUUCAGGGGACCUGUUUGCUGUGGGUCCCGGGUUUUGGUCUGGCUGUGUUUGCCGUCCUCUACAGUUUUGGAAAUCUCUGCGCUCUGGGCAGGUAACCCACCUGUUCGAAACCCACACAAAGCCAGGUCCAUCAGGGUCAGACAUGGCCAGCAGAGUCAGUGUAGUGUUUUUGUGAUCAUUCUGAUGACAAACUACAUUACCCAUCAUCCUUCAGGCCCUGUGUGAAGGUCUGAUUUAUGAAUGUGAACAUUGCUCUCCAGUGGCAGCAGUUUAUGGCUUAUGCUUCCAGUCAGACCCUGUAGUCUGUGAUUUUGUGUUGUUGUUGUUGUUAAAACGGUAACCCUGACAUCUUUAAAUAUUGUUAUAACACUCCAAACACUCGCAUGUGUCUCUGUGAUUUCAGCACCAUGUUCCUGGUCGGUCCAUUAAGGCAGGUGAAGAACAUGUGUGCUAAAGAGAGAGCCAUCGCCACCAUCGUCAUGCUGGUAAAAACGCACACUCACUCAGGCACUCAGGUGGUUAAAUGAAUAAAUAAAAUAUUCUAGUGACCUGUGAUUAAUCUCCUGGUGUGUCUCUGCAGGUGUGUCUGGUGUUGACUCUGUGUGCUGCUUUCUGGGUAAGAAAUGACAGUUAACAUCUGGUGAGUUUUAUUUUCACUAAACUUUGAGUUUUUGAAUUUCUCUGAAUCUCUCUCUCUGCAGUGGAAGAAUAACGGACUGGCUCUGCUCUUCUGUGUGAUGCAGUUUCUGGCUUUCACCUGGUAAAAAAUCAUAAACUUAUAUUAAAGGUAUGCCGUAGAUAUGAGACUGUCUGUCUGUUUCACAUGUCUGUUUGUUCCUCUCAGGUACGGCCUCUCCUACAUCCCCUUCGCCAGGUAACACUUCCCUCUCUCUCCUGUGCCCUGAAGCAAAGUCAUCAACAUUUUAAACCAAAGAGUUGAGAGAAUAAAAUCUUUCCCUCUCCUCCUCCUCCUCUCUGUCUUUCAGGGACGCCGUCAUCAAACUAUUCUCACUCUGUCUCUAGAAGCCCCGCCCCCUCAUGAGGAUGCAGGACACUUUGACGUCUGUAUCCAGAUCAUUUUCACGUCUCAUGGACUGAUCGUGUCUGUCAACAUUUCAACCUCUGACCCCGUGGAGGUUAAAUCAGGUGUCCUAAAACCACAUUCAAACUGGUUUCCAUGGAGACCAGUCUGCACUACAUGUACAGUUUGUUAUUGUGUUGUAGUCAUUGUUACCUGAAGCAUUAUGCUGUUACCUGUCCUACACGUUAGUACUGAUUCCCAACCUGAUAUUUAUACUAUUUAUAUUUAAAAGCAUCAUCAUGAGUAGAGCAGCUUUGAGUCAUCUCUCUAACAUUUCAGGAACUAUUUUAAUAAAUCAUUUUACACUGUAAUAAUAUUUUUAAAGCUUAUACUCGACGUAGAAAGAAAUGUGACUUUUGUAGCAGGUGGAUUUUAAAAGCAAAGUUAGACACUGUUUUUGUGGAGGUGCUGAAGCUUUACCUGAAGAGGAGGCGAACAGAAACUGGACAGCAGUUGAAGGUUACAGGUGUGUUUUUGGUUCCCUCAGGAGAAAGUCACAGAGUCAGGAAGCAAACAUCAUCUCUACAUGCUGCUUAGGGUUCAUCUUAAAGUGUGUUCAGACCAAAAUGAUUAAAAAAAACAAGCAUUUCAAGUGUUUUUUUCUCCUUGUCUGUUACUUAGAUCAUAAUCUAACAGUAAAAACAGUAAAGCUGCAUAGUUGCACAAACUCUAAAGGUCAGAAACUCCUGAGAACUCUCACCUGUUUCUGUCUGUGUGAUGUAACAGCUGAUUCUGGUUAAAAAUCAUCUCCCUCUUUGACAGAGACGCUUAAACAACAAUCUGAGUCUGUCAGGAACAAAAACAACUUUUAAAAGACGGUAUCGUCCGUGCUGAAAAUGUAUGUUAAAGGUAGCAGGCGUAGAAAAGCCAAAACGACCUUAAAGGAGGUGUUUAAAUAAUUCAUUGAUGAUAAAGAGGAUAAUAAAAAGUUUAUUUCACAGUGAUGAAAACAGAAGUGACAAAAACACUCCACUAAGUCAAGCAGCCAAUCAUGUAACGCUUCCUCUUCCACUUCCCCUCACAUAUGUGCAGCUGUAAGUUUCUUUGGUCUUUAUUAAAAAUUAGAACAAAAGUAAAAUAAAAAAGUUCAUUUAAGUUAAAAACAAAA
Molecule: messenger RNA, 3470 nt
Organism: Xyrichtys novacula (pearly razorfish)
Lineage: Eukaryota; Metazoa; Chordata; Actinopteri; Labriformes; Labridae
Source: the annotation of a GenBank genome assembly